Molecule: messenger RNA, 2229 nt
Organism: Neomonachus schauinslandi (Hawaiian monk seal)
Lineage: Eukaryota; Metazoa; Chordata; Mammalia; Carnivora; Phocidae
Gene: DCBLD1
Product: discoidin, CUB and LCCL domain containing 1
Exons: 15
Coding region: 1-2229 (742 amino acids)
Source: RefSeq, a predicted model, not a curated record
AUGGGAUUCGGUGCGGGGCGGCGGCUGCGCCCAGUCCCGGCGGCGCACUCGGCCGCGGAGGAGGCGGCCCGGCAGGGGCAGCGGAGGGGCUGCGCUCGCCGAGGGGAGGCCGAGCGUGCCAAGCUGGCGCCCGGCGGGGCCAUGGUGGCCGGCGCCCGCGGCCUCCUGGCCCUUCUGCUUGUGGUCUCCGCCCCGCUCCGGCUGCAGGCGGGCGAGCUGGGUGAUGGCUGUGGGCACAUAGUGACCUAUCAGGACAGUGGCACAAUGACAUCUAAGAAUUAUCCAGGGACUUACCCCAAUCACACGGUUUGUGAAAAGACCAUCAGAGUACCAAAAGGGAAGAAGCUGAUUCUGAGGUUAGGCGAUCUGGAUAUUGAAUCCCAGACCUGUGCUUCUGACUACCUUCUCUUCACCAGCAAUUCCGAUCAGUAUGGACCAUAUUGUGGAAGUAUGCCUGUUCCCAAGGAGCUCCUAUUGACCACGAACGAGGUCACUGUGCGCUUUGCGAGUGGAUCCCACAUUUCGGGGCGGGGAUUUUUGCUGACCUAUGCGAGCAGUGACCAUCCAGAUUUAAUAACGUGCUUGGAACGCGCUAACCAUUAUUUGAAAACAGAAUACAGCAAAUUCUGCCCAGCUGGUUGUCGAGACAUAGCAGGAGACAUUUCUGGGAAUCUGGUGGAUGGAUACAGAGAUACCUCGUUACUGUGCAAAGCCGCCAUCCAUGCAGGAAUAAUCGCAGACGAGUUGGGCGGUCAGAUCAGCGUGCUUCAGCACAAAGGGCUAAGCCACUAUGAAGGCAUCCUGGCCAAUGGUGUGCUCUCAAGAGACGGUUCCCUGUCCGACAAGCGAUUUCUCUUUACCUCCAACGGUUGCAGCAGAUCAUUGAGUUUGGAACCUGACACACAGAUCAGAGCUUCUUGGCAGUGGGUCAGUGAGAUGGGAGAACAAGUUCACUGGUCUCCUGGCCAAGCCCAAGUUCAGGGCCAAGACCUGUCAUGGGCUUCGGGGGACAGUGGCAAGAACCGUAAACAGCGCGAGUGGCUGGAGACCGAUUUGGGAGAGAAAAAGAAAAUAACGGGAAUUAUGACCACAGGAUCCGCACAGUCGAAUUUCAACUUUUAUGUUAAGAGUUUCGUGAUGAAGUUCAAAAACAGCAACUCCAAGUGGAGGACCUAUAAAGGAAUUGCGAGUAAUAAAGAAAAGGUGUUUCAGGGCAACUCUAAUUUUCGGGAUCCAGUGAGGAAUAAUUUCAUCCCUCCCAUCGUGGCCAGAUACGUGCGGGUUGUCCCCCAGACAUGGCACCAGAGGAUAGCCUUGAAAGUGGAGCUCUUUGGCUGCCAGGUCACACAAGGUAAUGAGUCGUUGGUGUUGCGUAAAACAAGUCCAAAUACUGUCGGUUCCACUGAAAGAGAAGAUGAGACGAUCACAAAAUCUGUCCCCUCUCCAGAAAUGCCCACAGGAAUAAACAUCACAGCUGUUGCUAUUCCGCUGGUGCUCCUUGCCGUGCUGCUUGCUGGAAUGGGAAUCUUUGCAGCCCUCAGAAAGAGGAAGAAGAAAGGAAAUCCAUAUGGAUCAGCUAAGGCCCAGAAAACAGACUGUUGGAAGCAGAUCAAAUAUCCCUUUGCCAGACAUCAGUCUGCUGAGUUCACCAUCAGCUAUGAUAAUGAAAAGGAAAUGACGCAAAAGUUAGAUCUCAUCACAAGUGAUAUGGCAGAUUACCAGCCGCCGCUCAUGAUUGGCACCGGGACCGUGACCAGGAAGGGCUCCACCUUCCGUCCGAUGGACACCGAGGCGGACGAGGCCGCGCCGAGCGCCGAGGCCGGCAGCCACUACGACUGCCCCCUGCCGGCCGGCCGCCACGAGUACGCCCUGCCCUUGACCCACCCCGAGCCCGAGUACGCCACGCCCAUCGUGGAGCGGCACGGGGCGCGGGCGCACGCCUUCUCGGCGCAGGGCGGCUACCGCGCGCCGGGACCCGGGCCGGCGCACGCGCAAACGCACGCGCACGCGCUCCCGGCCGGCGGCGCGUCGUACCAGACGCCGCCGCGCCCCGCGCCCGCAGCCCGGCGUCCGGGCUACGAUCAGCCGACAGCGGGCGGCCCGGUCGCGGAGCGCGUCCACCCCGACUACCAGGAGCCGCGGGCGAAGCCGGCCGCCAGCGCCGCCUACGCGGCCCCCCGAGACUGCCUCCAACCCCUCAGCCCCACAGCCAUGACUGCUCUCUUGUGA